AUGAUGCGUGGUCUCUUUCCUCAAUUCAUUUCCCGUCAAUACCGUGAUGGGCCAUUUGUGCUUACGCUCACGGAUCUCCACGCGAGUAAUAUCUUCGUCGAUGAAAAUUGGCAUAUUACGUCGUUGAUUGACUUGGAAUGGGCAUGUUCUUCUCCCAUUGAGUUACAAACACCGCCUUACUGGUUGACUGGUCGACCUAUUGAUGAUAUUGUACAUGGAGAACAUCUCGAGACUUUUCAAGAAGUGACGACUGAAUUUCUAAAUGCCUUUGAAGAACAGGAAAAAAUCAGGAACGCUUCCGAUGCUUCUCAGGCCGAGAUCAUGCGGAAAUCCUGGGACAGAGGUAGCUUCUGGUAUUUCCAGGCCGUCAAUAGCCCGAAGGGUCUCCUUCGGGUAUUCAAUGAGCAUAUCCAACGCAUGUUCUGUGGGGAGCACUGCACCCAGCGGGAGUUUGAUCGGGCUGUAAGUCCAUACUGGUCUGUCGGCGCCGAAGAAUUCAUUCAGAUGAAGGUGAAGCAAGAGGCAGAGUAUAAGGAUCGACUUAGGAAGAGGUUCAGCGAAUGUGUUCAAAAAUGCUGA
Messenger RNA from Penicillium mononematosum, 579 nucleotides. RefSeq lists its product as uncharacterized. The transcript has a single exon. The record is from RefSeq and is a predicted model, not a curated record. NCBI's taxonomy places the organism in Eukaryota, Fungi, Ascomycota, Eurotiomycetes, Eurotiales, Aspergillaceae. Bases 1 to 579 code for a protein of 192 amino acids.